Cylindrotheca closterium is the source of this 1869-nucleotide messenger RNA. The record is from the annotation of a GenBank genome assembly. NCBI's taxonomy places the organism in Eukaryota, Bacillariophyta, Bacillariophyceae, Bacillariales, Bacillariaceae.
AUGGGUGCGAAGAAACGAAACGUAGCUUCGACGGCAGGGAAGAAGAGACGGAGGCCUGAAGCAGGAAGUGGCACAGACGAGAGCACAACGACGAAAGCGUCAUCGCGAAACAUUGACAACCAACGAAUUAGUGAAAAUGCGUUUUCCCAACUCAAAUUUGCAUCUGUCAUUCUCGUCGUUGCCAUGAUGAUGGGCAUUGCAUGGAACAAAAUGGAACAUGCAGAUCCGAUGAUGAUAUCUUUUCUGUCGGCAAUUUGUCGGUCAGCUUCGUGCGCUCCAUUCGUCAUUCCUGUGCGAAGAUAUUUGCAGGCUGCUCGUCCGAUCAAGCGAGGUGAGACCCUCUACACCAUCCCUCGCAGCCUGCAAUUUUGGGAUUUGGACGCCCUUCGAGAUGAAUUCGUCCGAGAACAUUUGAUUUCUGCACGACAUGCAAAAACUGGCAAUGCCCUUGCCAGUGGAGCCUUUUUGGCCGCUUGGAUUGCUAUGAAGCUCAGCCAGUCCCAAGAUUCAAUGGAUACUGUACAACGAUCAUAUUUAAAACUUCUACCCUCUAGCGAGCAAUCAAUGUAUCAUCCUCUUAUGUGGGAGAAGCAAAAUUUGAAGGAGGCGUUGGGUACGCAUUCUUUGAACUAUGCUGUUGCACUGGCGUAUCGAGACAUGGUGGAGUCUGAGUAUUCGGCGCUUGUCAAAGCAUCGAAUAGCAGAUAUUCAGACAUGGUCAGUGAGCUAGACUACAAGGUGGCUCGUAUCAACGUUCUGUCUCGUAGUUUUAACCCGGGUCCAGGUUCACCCGAAGAGGAUAUGGACAACGACGAGAUGGAGUUUUACGGUGAACAUGGUUUCAAUUUUACGUCAGGCUGCCAAGCUCUUGUGCCAAUUCUUGAUAUGUUGAACCACCAUCCGAAUCCGAAUGUGGGUUAUCGCUACGUCAAGUCGAAACGGGCAUUUGUUAUUGAUUCGAAAACCCAGAUUCCCGCUGGUUGGGAGCUGUUCGAUUCGUAUGGGAAAUUUACAGACUCUCAUCUAUUUGCAAAGUUCGGGUUUGUGAAUGGAGACGGAAGUGGAUGGACACAGGCAUCUAUCGCGCUCUUUCACAGGAUGUUGGACACAGGAAUGGACCUCGAAUUUUCAUACCAUUCUCACGCUGUUGGUAGCAGUCGCACCGAUAAAUCAGUCCAAAGGAAGCAUCUAACGAGAUAUCUACAGUAUGACGAUGGCUAUGUUGAUUGCGUGGAAGGUCCAGCUUCACACCCUAACGAGUUUGCGCUCAAGAAACUUAAAUUGGAGCACCUUCUUCAGAUAGCCAACAAUCGGAAGCGAUGGAUUGUUAACGCUCCUCCCCGAUCACCGGCAUCACGACCCGCAGAAUCUAGCAGUACCGUCAAUGCGAAUGGGAUCCCAGAGCUCGAUCCACAGCGAACUAAUAUCGACUUCUCAAAACUCAUAGAGACUUGCCGGAUUAUUUCCGUCGUCAACAGUGAUUACGAUGGAAAAGCACUAGAUAUGCUGAAGGAAAAUCUUGGCAAUCCUGAUUUCGUGCUAGAGCAAAAUUCCGAUUCGCUAGAACAUAGGGCUUUGUCAUGUCUGGCUCGACUAGCUGGUACAUCUCUUGUGCAGUACUCAAGAAACCUGGAGGAAGAAAAAACACAUCUCCUGAGUCUCAACGACAACCAAAACUAUCAAAGUGCCGAGUGGACUAUUUCUCAUCUUAAGCUUGGUGAAAUGCAGGUUUUGCAUCUUCUAUCAGGAGCCGCAUUUUCUAUUGCCAAGAGGCUGGAAGAAACGUUGGAUAAAACAGCUCCCGAAAACACGAUACGAGACCGCCCUUGCCCCAAGAAGUUUAUUGAAGCCUUGAUGAAUAAUCAAUAG